This is a messenger RNA of Durio zibethinus, 942 nucleotides long. RefSeq names its product putative calcium-binding protein CML48. Lineage: Eukaryota; Viridiplantae; Streptophyta; Magnoliopsida; Malvales; Malvaceae. The record is from RefSeq and is a predicted model, not a curated record. Gene Ontology annotation, molecular function: calcium ion binding.
UCAAAGAAAAGCGAAGUUAAACAAAGCCAUCUCCAAUGGAAAACUGUGCACAAAAAUCUUGAAAGUGAAAUACUUUCUUGAAUUUAUCAGAUACCCUUAAAAAGGAAAAUCCAAGAAAAGAGAAUAUUUUUAAAUCAAUGGCAUCUUCCGGGUUUGAACAAAAAAAAUUGGCAUCUUCAAGGCACUAUCCAUCUCAUUCCUUUGCACCAUCAGCACCAACGCUCCCUCCAGAGCCCUACGAGAAACAGCAGCAGCAGGAAACCGAGACUUAUCCUUAUAAUCAUCAUGGAUCUCCUCCUAGUCACGGCCACUACGGACAACAUCCGCCUUCAAGUUAUGGGCAGAAUGGGUUUCCAGCAGGAACAAACCCAUAUGUGGUAAGGGCGUUUGAAAUGGUGGAUAGGGAUAGAAGUGGAUUCAUCGAUGAAAAUGAGUUGCAACAGGCUCUGUCUUCAGGCUACGAAAGGUUUAACAUUAGGACUAUAAGAUUGCUCAUGUUCUUGUUCAAGAACCCUCAUGAUUCUCUCAGAAUUGGGCCAAGAGAGUUUGCUGCACUGUGGAGUUGCCUUGGUCAUUGGCGGGCCAUAUUUGAGAGAUUUGAUAGAGAUAGGAGUGGGAAAAUUGAUUUGAUGGAAUUGAGGGAUGCUCUAUUCAGUCUUGGGUAUGCAAUUCCACCUUCUGUCCUUCAGGUUAUAAUUUCCAAGUAUGACAAUGGAAGUGGCAGGAGGGUUGAACUCAAUUUUGACAGUUUUGUUGAAUGUGGGAUGAUUGUCAAGGGCUUGACUGAAAAAUUCAAGGAAAAGGAUCCAAUGUAUACUGGUUCAGCAACGCUUACUUACGAUUCAUUCAUGUCUAUAGUCAUUCCAUUUCUUGUUGCAUAUGAUUGAUCACUUAGUAUUACAACACUAAUAUUAAUUAUGAUCUUGAUUUCAAUCAUUUGAG